Messenger RNA from Orbicella faveolata, 3571 nucleotides. RefSeq names its product protein dispatched homolog 1-like. NCBI's taxonomy places the organism in Eukaryota, Metazoa, Cnidaria, Anthozoa, Scleractinia, Merulinidae. The record is from RefSeq and is a predicted model, not a curated record. Gene Ontology annotation, cellular component: membrane. Gene Ontology annotation, molecular function: transmembrane transporter activity. Gene Ontology annotation, biological process: smoothened signaling pathway.
UGAGGUUUUUGAGACCCCAUAUUUAAACCUCAAGUGAGAUUUUAUUUUAACCAACUAGGCUUAAAAAAGCUUUUUAGCUUUGCUUACAAAGGUUUUAAUCCCCAGUAUUUAAAAUUAACCUCGAAAGAGACUUACUCUACUGAACCAGUUAGGCUUUAAGUUUCUCCGAUUAUUUUAAAUUUGGAUUGUUUAGUCAAGUUUUCUCAGGUUAAAACACGUCUGGCUGUGUUGUCUUUUCGCCUUUUCGUAGGGCGAAGCUGGAAUUCUUGUUUAUAUGACCAAAACAGCAAAUUUUCAAGCUAAGUUGUUCAGGUAUGGAUGAUCAGCAGCUUUGUAACCUGGCGAUUACGUUAAAGAGCGAAGGAGCUCAGAGAACUGACGAAGAAGACAACAGAAAUAACAACGAAAACAAUGAGGGGUUGGAGCAACAUAACCAAACUACAAACCAGUGUAACAUGCCGAGGUACUCAGUAGUUCUAGCAGAGUACCCGUAUGCAGUGUUCUUCGUGACCUCAUUGGUGAUCGUGAUUUGUGGUCUCUGCUCCUUUGUUCCUCAGUUUAAUGCUCCUGAAAUUCCAGAUUUUUCCACUCCAGUUAUGGGUUUUGAUCCUCGUGGAACAGUAAUCAACAAACGAUAUCGCACGAUGCUUGCGCUCGGGAAGGCUGCAAAUCGUUGACUCGUUGCAACCAGUCCGAAACAAGAUAUUAAUAUCACCAUUGGCAACGUGUCUUCACUUGUUGAUCUACUUACCACGAAGACAACAAAAACCCGAAGGGAUGAAAAGCUCGGUCAGGUUAAGAGCAAAUAUCGUCUGGCCAUGUGUGACAGUCCAAAUGUCUUCAUGAAAAAUACCAUUACGUACAAGAUGGUUUUCGCGUCGAUAACUUCAGGUGGUGAUUUGUUUAAUGUUCCUGAUCUUCGGGCUGUAUGCCGCAUGGAAGAACGAGUCGUGCGGGAGACGGAUGGAUUUCAAUCAAAUUGCUACAGAAGAAACAUCCGUUAUGGCACUGUAACAGUUAGCGAAUGUUGUCCUAGUUGGUCAGUCGGUAAUUACAUCGCAGCUCUUUCAGGGAGAUCCUCUUGCCAAGAUAUAACUUCAGUUGAUGUCGCACGGAUAUUAACGUUACUAAGGCAGUGCGCACCGUUUUUUAACAACGCUUCGUUAAAAGAGAAUUGUUGGAACUUUAAAUAUAGCAUUGGAUAUCCCGUUUGCCAAGGAUUACCCAUAGAGUGUAUCAGAUACAACGCAGUGCACAAUGUGCUUUACUACCUUACAGACAAAGACUUCUUCGCCCCUAAGGGAGACAAGUUGCUAUAUACAGCGGUAUUGAGUCCGGCGAUGAGCGAUAGACAUUUCAGAAGGCAAUUGUAUGAGAAACAUAUCAAGAAGGGGCAAGUGUCAGAUGGAGGUGUUAAAUUAGUAGGAACGGAAUUUCAUUUUUUAAAAUACGAUAUGUUCAACAUCAUGUUAAUGGCAGACAUCAUUUACCCUUCUAUUGCCAUGAUGCUUAUUCUACUGAUUAUGUGGUUUUACACCGAGUCGGUUUUGCUUACGUUUCUGUUAGUGCUUUCCGUUGUGAGUGCGUUGAUAAUUGCCUAUUUCUUGUACAUGAUCGUGCUGGGUUUGAAGUUUUUCCCAUUCCUGAACAUUACUACUUUGAUAUUCCUGGUGGGUAUAGGAGCUGAUGACGCCUUUGUCUUCACUGACGUCUGGCGCCAAUCAAAACAAAACAACCCGGGCGCAUCGCUGACUCGAAUCACCGCUGACACGUUGAAGCACGCAUCUUUAUCGAUGUUCGUUACCAGUUUCACCACAGCGGCUGCCUUUAUUGCCAACUUCAGCUCUCAAAUAACCACCAUUAAAUGCUUCGGCAUCUAUGCAGGUAUAGCCAUUCUCUGCAAGUUCAGCAUGAUGGUCACGUGGUUUCCCGCUGUUUGUGUCAUAAACGAGAAUGUAUGUGCUUCACGGUCCUGCACUAAGGAGUCUUCAAGUCAAAAAAUGAAAGUGUUCUAUGAGAAGUACGUAGCGAAAUUAGUUCGCUAUUGCUUCAAUGAAUUUCUACCUCGAGUGGUUAUAAAAAUGCGGUUUUUCUGGAUAGUCCUCUUCUCGCUUCUUACAUUAGGCGGUUUAGAAGUUCUUCUCUUCGAGCCAGGAUUCCAGCUUCCGACAUCUUCUGAUUUCCAGAUGUUUGAAUCCGAGCAUCCCCUGGAAGCGUACGAACUUCACUUUAAAGAUAAAUUCCGUUUCGAGACAAGUCCUUCACAAGGAAGCGCGACUUUCCCAAUCGAUAUUUUUUGGGGGAUUAAGGCAAUUGACACUGGAGAUUACCUUAACCCGUACGACCAUGGCACAAUUGAAUGGGAUGAGGAUUUUGACAUCACGAGCAAGGAAUCCCAACAAUGGUUUCUGGGUUUCUGCGAAAGGCUUCGCAAGCAAGACUUUUACGCCACAAAAGAAGGUAUAAAGAGCUAUUGUUUUCUAGAGAAGUAUUACAAUCAAAGCUGUGAGGAUCCGCUGACGCCGCAUGUCUCCUAUUACCCUUGUUGCAAAGAUUCGCCCUUUCCUUUCAACAAAACCGUUUUGGAUUCCUGCGCCAUUUCAGCAAACGCUCGUGCGCAGAUUUUAAAAUACAAGAGACAAGACUCGACCAUAGGAAGCUUCAUUUACGACAAACACGGAAAUCUCAAGGGUGUGCACAUGCGCGUGAAAAGUAAUGUGAGAAUUUCGCGCGCGUACGAACCCGCGCACCAGUUCUGGGAGCGCAUUGAAUCCUGGAUGGAGGAUGAAACUAAAAAUGCGCCAGCGGGCAUGCGCAAAGGCUGGUUGAUUAGCACCAUGGAAUUUUACGACUUGCAAAGAAGCCUCUCUACUGGAACACUGGUUUCCAUGGGUAUUGCCAUAGCAAUGGCUUUCGCUGUAAUGUUGCUGACCACUCUGAACGUUCUUGUCAGCAUCUACGCCAUAUUAACAAUCAUUGGUAUUAUUUCUGUUACGAUCGGCUCGUUAGUGCUCAGUGGCUGGAAGCUCAACAUCUUGGAGUCCAUAACUAUGUCUGUCGCAGUUGGUGUCUCCAUUGACUUCGCGAUGCAUUUCGGGGUAGCCUACUGUCUUGCUCCAAAUAAGGAAUGUAGGAAGGCGCGCGUUCAGUUUUCACUGUCCCGGAUGGGAUCCGCCAUCACCAUGGCAGCUGUGACAACAUUCAUUGCUGGUGCAAUGAUGAUGCCGUCCAGAGUCCUGUCCUACUUACAGAUGGGCCAUUUUCUGAUGUUGGUCAUGACCGUAGGAUGGGCCUUUUCGACUUUCUUCUUCCAAGCCCUUUGCUGCACAAUAGGACCACAAGGGGAUUGGGGACAAUUCAGCUGGAGCGACAUUCUUUCGUGGUGCUGUAAGAAGACAUCGGAUAGGACGCCGGGAAGGGAAGAGGCAGUGUUGUUAAGAGACGAGUGCGAAGCAGACGAAAAUGCCCUGGAAAUGACCAGCAACAAUGGUAGAAAAUGUGUUGUCACCAAUGGUAUGCACAUCGCCAGCAAACAAGUGACUUCAGUGUGACCUCACUCAAUCGGCAAGCU